AUUCAAGCGUUUAAAACUUCCAUUAGAGGUAGUUGUCUAGAUUACGCGUUCAAUUCGCAACGGGAUUGUUCAAAUCGUUAGUGCAUUGUGCGUGAUUUCCGAAUUACGAAUCUGCAGCAGCACACGCGUCCACCCGCCUGAAAAUGGCCAGCAAUCAACUGUUGGACGCCAAUAAAGUCAAAAACGACUUUGAAGUUGAGGAUACUGUGGGACGUAAAUCCAACCGGACAUUUUUAUAUAUUGCUGCUUGUACAGCUAAUUUAUUCGCUUUCUGCUGUGGAAUUGCCUUUGGCUGGUCAUCACCAAUACUUCCAAAACUUCGAGAAAACAUCGAAUCUUCCCUCCCACAUUCAAUCACACCUGAAGAUGAAUCAUGGAUUGGUUCUCUGUUACCUUUGGGUGCCGCCAUUGGUCCGUUCGCUGCAGGAUUCUGCUCUGAUCGAUUUGGCCGCAAGAAAACCAUCCUAAUGUCUGUUGUGCCAAUGCUCAUCGCUUUUUUCACCUUCGCGUACGCUAACACCGUAGGAUAUUAUUACGUGGGACGCUUUUUCUGUGGUCUAACAGUCGGUGGAAUAUUCACGGUGCUUCCUGUUUACAUCGCUGAAAUUGCCGAGGAUGAAGUGCGCAGUUCUCUUGGCUCCUUCAUGCAGUUAUUCAUCGUUGUUGGUCUUACCUUUUCCUAUGCCACAGGUCCUUAUAUACCAAUGGGCAACUACAAUCUCAUAGCAUGUUUAAUUCUUAUUAUUUCUUCCUUUGCCUUCUUUUUGUACAUUCCGGAAACACCACAUUAUCAUAUUGCAAAGAAUGAACUUAAACAAGCUGAGGAUUCGCUGAUGAAAUUACGGUCAAAGAGUCGAGAUGAAAUAAUGAGCGAGUUGACACUUAUUAAAGAGAGUGUUCAAGGAGCAGGUGGAAAGCAAGGUGGAUUUUCGGAUAUAUUUGCAUCGCAAGUAAUUAAGAAAGCUUUAGGCCUCACUCUGUUGUUGAUGGUUUAUCAACAGUUUUGUGGAAUUAACGUAGUGUUAUUCUACACGGCGACCAUCUUUGCGGCUACAGGAAGUUCCAUCCCUCCAGAUGUAUCUACCAUUAUCAUCGGCGUUGUGCAGAUUAUGGCUAGUGGAGUUACACCAAUGAUUGUGGAUAAAUACGGAAAACGAUUCUUGUUGAUUGUAUCAGCACUAAUGAUGUGCAUUGGUGAAGUAACGCUUGGAUUUUAUUUCUAUUUGAAAGAGAUUGGAAACAAUUUGGAGUCCAUUUCAUGGCUGCCUAUUACUUGUUUAGUGGUGUAUAUUGUUUUCUACAGUAUUGGAAUGGGUCCUUUGCCAUGGGCUGUGAUGGGAGAGUUAUUUCCCACAGAAGUCAAAUCAGCAGCUGCGACUGCCAUUGCAUCCAGUUGUUGGUUAAUGGCCUUUUUACUCACGAAAUUCUUUGGUAAUGUCUCAGCGAUCAUUGGUAUCGGCGGUUCAUUUUGGAUCUUCGCCGGAUUUUGUGCUUUCGCUGUUUUCCAAAUUUACAAAUAUUUACCGGAAACAAGCGGCAAAAGCUUACAACAAAUUCAAGAGAUUUUAGCAAAAGGAAAAUAAUAUGCUAUGCUUAUAUUAGUGCUUGUUAAUAUUUAUUCCUAUACAAUUAGUGGCUGUUAAUUAGUAAACAACAAAAUCAUAAUUAAAAUAUGAAUUGUUGUUAGUUAAAGAUAAAACAAAUUAAACCAAA
This is a messenger RNA of Dalotia coriaria, 1713 nucleotides long. RefSeq names its product facilitated trehalose transporter Tret1-like. Gene Ontology annotation, biological process: carbohydrate transport; transmembrane transport. Lineage: Eukaryota; Metazoa; Arthropoda; Insecta; Coleoptera; Staphylinidae. Gene Ontology annotation, cellular component: membrane. The transcript has 2 exons. The record is from RefSeq and is a predicted model, not a curated record. Bases 144 to 1583 code for a protein of 479 amino acids. Gene Ontology annotation, molecular function: sugar transmembrane transporter activity.